Messenger RNA from Micropterus salmoides (largemouth bass), 3053 nucleotides. Its product is annotated as cytochrome P450 2K1-like. The coding region runs from base 1323 to 2840 and encodes 505 amino acids. The transcript has 9 exons. Gene Ontology annotation, cellular component: cytoplasm; intracellular membrane-bounded organelle. The record is from RefSeq and is a predicted model, not a curated record. NCBI's taxonomy places the organism in Eukaryota, Metazoa, Chordata, Actinopteri, Centrarchiformes, Centrarchidae. Gene Ontology annotation, molecular function: iron ion binding; oxidoreductase activity, acting on paired donors, with incorporation or reduction of molecular oxygen, reduced flavin or flavoprotein as one donor, and incorporation of one atom of oxygen; heme binding. Gene Ontology annotation, biological process: xenobiotic metabolic process.
UAUAUAUAUAUAUAUAUAUAUACCACCAUCCUUUUUUUCCCCUGACAACCUGUUUAUCAGACCCAUCUGAAAACUGGAAUGUAAUUUAACUAUCAAGAUAUACAGUAUGUGGACAGGACAGAUGUUUAGUGUAAGCUUGUUUCUAGUUUCCUCAACCUGGAGGAGUAGGUAGUAAUGACAUGCUGCUAAUUAACGUUACUUCUUAUAAAUCUAGCAAGUGUUACAUAGCAGCUAAAAACCUUAAGCUUUUGUGAAAAUCAUUAGUAGGGCAUUGAUAUUGAUAUCCAAAAAAAUUAUAUUUUUCUUGGGAAAAACACAUUUAAAAGCGGAACUGAAGUUAAAAGUAAAGCUAACCAUGUAAUUCAAUCAACAUUUAAACCUGUGAAAAUUGUUUUAUAAUUGUCUAAAGACUUUUUGUGGCCUAAAUCAUUGAGGAAAGUGGCUAUCUCAUUGAAAUGUUUAAGAAAUUUAAAGGUAAGAUAUCUGAAUAUAACCAACUGCAUUUCGGGCUUUAAAAGAUAUUAAUCCUCGUAACUGAUGUCUUUUUCCUUGUUGCAGGAGAAGCUUUUGAUAUGACCGGACCUACCUUACUAUUAUUUCACAUCUCUAUGUGGUGGGCUACUGUUUCUGUCUGUCUGAUCAAGCUCAUUAUUCUCAUCUCAUCUGGCUGCACUUUUGCUGACUGACUUGUUGAAAAUAUCAAUUGCUGGCUGUAAACAACAAUACAACCAGGCUCCAGUCUAGUAAUGUUGUCAUGAAGCAAAUGAAUGGGUUCCACCAAAAAUCAGAUGACUGCUAUAGCACCACUAUCAGGAAAAUUGUUCCCACUCUUUGAUCUUCAUCAUUUUGGAUAAGACCAGAUUGUUCUGCACGUUUGGCUUGUUUUAUGGUGCAAAUGGAGGCACAGAAUGUCUGUUAUCAUACUAGGGACCAAAAAAUCACUCCUCAGUGAGUUUAUGGAAGUGCAACACUAAGUUUAUGGAGUUGCUGCAUUAUGUGAAAUGUGCAGUGUAAACAAAAACCUUACUCAAACAUAAUACAAAUUGGGGCACAAAGACACAACAUGGCUGUAAACCUGCAAAUCCAAAUGUGAGUCUUUAGUCAUUGUUAACCUGUCCAGUAAAAACUUUACCAGGAAGUUUACCAAACUGUUAAAGUGCUUAAUUAUUUAACUUCACAGAACACUGACCUAGAAUGAUUGAAGAGAGUGUUUGUAUUUGUUCUGACCUUUGGUCAGUACAUAUUCUCAAUUUAGAGUGACAGAAGCAGGGCAGGAAGGGAACUUGCAGUGGCAACAAACCGACGCAGAUUAUUUUUGAAUAAUGGAGAUAUUAGAUGUGUUUGUCCAGACAUCCAGCUCUUUCUCCCUGUUAGGGGCUCUGGUGGUCCUGCUGCUUCUCUACCUCAUCUCCUCCUCCAGCUUCAACUCGCAGGAGAUCAGGAAAGAACCUCCAGGACCAAAACCACUUCUCCUGCUUGGGAAUCUGCUGCAAAUGAACCUUAAGAGACCCUACAACACAUUAUUGAAGCUUUCCAAGAAAUAUGGGUCAGUGUUCACCGUCUAUUUGGGACCCAAGAAAGUGGUGGUCCUGGCUGGAUACAAGACAGUGAAGGAGGCACUUGUCAACUACGCUGAUGAGUUUGGAGACAGAGAUCCAAUGCUAAUUGUGCAUGAAGUUAAUAAAGGAAAUGGUAUUGUAUGGUCCAAUGGCGAUUUAUGGAAGGAGAUGAGGCGCUUUACCAUAACCAACCUGAGAGACUUUGGGAUGGGCAAGAAGACUUGUGAGGACAAAAUCAUUGAGGAAUGUGACUAUCUUCUUAAAGUGUUUAAGAAAUAUAAAGGAGAAGCUGUUGAUACGACUGGACCAAUAAACUAUGCAGUCUCUAACAUUAUCUGCUCCAUUGUUUAUGGCAGCAGAUUUGAAUAUGACGAUCCAGAGUUUACAUCCAUGGUAGAUCGAACAAGCAGAAACAAUCAACUAUUGGGGACCCCAUCAGUACAGGUGUACAACCUGUUUCCUUGGAUUGGAAAAUGGUUUGCCGGCAAAAAAGAAUUCCAUAAAUUGUUUGCUGCCAAUAUUAAACAGAACUUACAGCUGUUCAGUCGUUUGAAAGAGACCCUCAAUCCACAGAUGUGCAGAGGCAUUGUGGAUGCGUUUCUGGUCCACAAGCAAAAUCUGGAGGAAUCUGGGAUUACUAACAGUCACUUCCACAAUGAAAACCUUUUGAUCACAGUUAUUAAUUUGUUUGCUGCUGGCACUAAUACAACAGCAACUACACUCAGAUGGGGACUGCUGUUUAUGACCAAAUAUCCAAAAAUACAGGACCAGGUCCAGGAGGAGCUGAGCAGGGUGAUAGGAAGUCGUCAGGUGCAGGUUGAGGACAGGAAGAACCUGCCCUUCACUGACGCUGUCAUCCACGAGACACAGAGACUGGCCAACAUCGCCCCCAUGGCACUUCCUCAUAAAACUACCCAAGAUGUCACUUUCCAGGGUCACUUCAUUAAGAAGGGGACCACAGUGUAUCCUCUCUUGACUUCUGUCCUGUAUGAUGAGAGUGAGUGGGAGAGCCCACACACCUUUUAUCCUGCCCACUUCCUGGACAAAGAUGGAAAGUUUGUCAAGCGAGAUGCCUUCAUGCCUUUUUCUGCAGGCCGCAGGAUUUGUCUUGGAGAAAGUCUGGCCAGGAUGGAGCUUUUCAUCUUCUUCACCACCCUCCUGCAACACUUUCGCUUCACUCCUCCACCUGGAGUUUCAGAGGAUGAACUAGAUCUGAGUCCACGUGUGGGCUUUGGCUGCCGCCCUUCACCUCAUAAACUGUGUGCUGUCUCCUGUAUGUGAGGAGGAGGAGGGCUGGUUUCAUGCAGCAAGCUUAACUUAGUCUAGGCAUAUAAAAUGAGUUAAUUAUAAUGUGUUACUGUACACGUAACUGAUUAGAUUCUACUUUAUGCAAUGUCACAGGUGUAGCAGGAUUCAUAUCAAAUUCCCAGCAGACUUGUCUUUAAAAAGUUGAAUGUGAAAUUCCCAGAAUAAAAUGCAGCUUUUAAAGAAACA